GUUCCCAUUGAAUCGCCAGAGGCAGUCACUGUAGUAUCGGUAUGGAAGCGAUACAGUGAUGUUCAGCAACUUCACAAGAACAUGAAAUUGCUGCAUGCUGGUCUACACUUGCGGGGGACUUUCCCUAUUCUUCCGAGGUUCAGUUACUUUAAACGGUUUCAGACAGAAGUAAUAGAAGAGAGGGCCAGAACAAUCAAAACCUUGCUAGAGUUCAUAGCUGAGCAUCGGCUGCUGUUCACCAGUAUGGAUUUUGUUGAUUUCCUUCAGACUGGAUACCCCGAACCAGAAUCUAAGUCUGACGGAGUCAUAAACACUAUCAGGUCAUCUUUACACUUGCCCAUUGAGGAGACAACUCCAUUGGAGUAUCAGACUGAUGACGAAGACUCCAGGAGUCCAUCUCAUUCUGCAAGAGCACAGCAAACAUGCGCUGAAGGGAACCAAACCAUAGACUCGGAUGAAGUCGACUUUAUAUCACAAAUCCCCAUAUACGAAGCAGCUGACGUGGAAAUACGGGAAUCGCCUAAAACUAGCCAAAAAUUAUCAACCGCUGAUAGCUUCGAAUCUAUAAACUCUUUGGACAGCAUAAACAGUCUCUAUGAUGAACUGAGCAAAGUGACCAUAGAGAAAUCGAAGCCGUGUAUCAAGGACAAAUCUGUGUUGCCAGAUUUAAUAAAUUUUGACGCACCGUCGACUUCUAAAUUUGAAGAUUACCACACGAUGCCGAAAACGAGCAAUCCAGACUCUGAUACGUUGUCUUUAAAUUCAAAUGAAACGGAUUCUAAAAGGAGUAGUUCUAGAAUGUCACUGUAUAGUAAGAGGAGUGUGUUAUCUCUUUCUAACGUUGAAAGUAAGACGAAGACGGAAGACAGUUAUGUGUUUGAGGCCGGAUACAUGUUGAAUUUAGCGGCGAGAUGCGAAGAUAUGGGCGAUUAUCAAAGGGCUUUUGAGUGUUAUAAGUCUGGGAUCGAAAAAAUGCUUAUUGGAGUACAAUCCGAUACCGAUGCCCAAAGGAGGGCGUUAAUUAAAGAGAAAACCAACAAGUAUUUGUCGUAUGCUGAGGCGAUUUAUAAAAAUCACCUCUCCAAUGCAGAACAGAGUUUGCUGCCAGAGCGGGACGAUAAUGUGAGACCGCUACACUGUCCCAUACCGAUAUCGAUGUUGAAGCGGCCGUACGAAGAUCUAGCGCUGUACAGAGUGCUCGCCAUAUUGGGCUCCAGUAUAAUGCUGGUGUUACACAAGACUGAACAAUCGUGCUAUGCUAUGAAGGUGAUACAAAAAAUACCAAACAACCUAACAGAAUUCGACGAGUACUUCCUGCAGCGAACGAAUGAAACUCGCCAGCCCAUUCUACCCACUGUCAUCCCUUACAUGGUACCACUACAAGCUUAUAUAGAAACGAACAAUUUGAUAUUUCUCAUACUGGCGUACGCGCCGGGCGAGAAAUUGUUCGACUACAUAAAAAACUAUGCGAAAUCCAUCCCUAAUACACCAGCAAGAGGGUUGAAUUUAGAAAAUGUAUUCUCUGAACCGAAAAACUUAACGGUUGAUAUAGAGAAUGACAAUAUUAAUGUUGAUGUUAAAACAUUAGAAAUACCAAGUGCGGUGAAUGUUAACAAUAACCAGAGCACGAAGACUGAUAGUUUGGACAAUGUUGAGAUAUCGGUGAAAGAGCUUGUGGUGAAUUCACAGAAGUUACUGUCGAAUGUUGAUAAGGUGUUGAGUGAUUGUAAGUUAAAUGUAAGCGACGUCGCUACUGAGGAUAAAGUGGAUAACGUUGAGAGACGAAAAGUGGAUAGUCCGUGUUUCGAUCGGGUGUCGCCACGUCCUCGCGAUGUGUUGCCACCGUCGGCGGUCUGCAAAUGGGCGGCGGAGAUACUGACAGCUCUUGAAAGUCUACACAAUAGCGGCGUCGUAUGCAGAGAUCUAAACCCUUCAAAUAUUCUAUUAGGAGACAGAGGCCAGAUAAUUUUAACAUACUUCGUUAGCUAUCCCGGAUUAGAUAUGACUCUGUCCAAACUACAGACGAAUACGGACAACGUGAACAUGUAUAUAGCUCCGGAGUUGUAUGUAAACACAUUUGUCGACGAGAAAGAUGAAUCCCUGGAUAGAGUAUGUGAUUUUUGGAGCUUUGGUGCUAUUAUGUAUGAGUUAUUGUGCGGAAUGCCGCUGUCUUAUUACCAUAGGAGUGUAUUUUCAAGUCACACCAUCCUGCAGCUACCGGACGGAUUGUCACUGGAAGUGCAGUCACUGCUUACACAGUUAUUAACAUACGAACCGUCAGAACGCUUAGGCGCCGGGAGGGAUGGGAUAGAGGAGAUAAAGCGGCACCCCUACUUCAAAAGCAUCGACUGGCAAGGCGUUUACGACAGUUGGAUAGUACCGGAUUGAUGCAAUAACGUCGAAAGUAUAGAUGUGACCAGAGAAAAAUGGCUAAGUGCAAUGUAAAAUGAAUCUCACAAUUCUAUAGUGUGUCUCAUUAGAACUACAUGUUAAGUAGGCAUGGGUAACAUGGAUACCGGGCCGAUAUCUAUAUAUUGGGUUUCUGGACAUUGAUGGCGGGAAAAAGGUCAUCACCCACUUCGAUAUCGCCCAUAUCGGUCGGAUAUCUAUUUUCGAAUAUGUUAAAAGUCUGUUAUCCAAUAUUUUUUUAGAUAACACUUUUAACAUAUUCGUUAUUGGACCAGUAUUAUAGCAUACAUAUAUAUAGAUAUUGCACAAUAAAUAGAUAUUGCUAUAUAUUAUCCACUCCUAAUGAAAAGGUAACAAAGUUGAAAUUAUAACAGGAACACUCUCUAAAUGAAGUUAGUAACAAAUCGAAACAUUCAAUCGAUCAAUCGAUUAUUUAUUUAAUAAUUAUAAUAAUAAUUUUACAUGCUGUGAUUUUGGAUAUAAAACAUUUGUACUACUCUUUGACAACAGCUAAGUGUUUUGUGGUCGGUUCAAUUAUUUGUUUGUUUACAUUUUAAUUAAGUUCUGUUAAAUUUGACUUUAAUAAUUAAUUUAAUUUGUUAACGACUAGAUAUGACAAUGUCACAGAGGUUAGUGGUCAUGCUUUUGUUAAAAAUAAGAUAUUUAUCCGUCUCAUUCAUAAAAUCAUACAUAUCUGUCACGCCUGUCUCCCAUUGGGGUAGGCAGAAACAAUGGAACGCCAAAUGCUUCGAUUCAAACAAACCUCUUUCGCAUCCUCCACAUUCAUCAAUCGUUUCAUACACGCUCGGUGAUUACGGGUACUUUUAAUUUGGCCCUUCUUCAGCACGUCGCCUAUUUGGUCGACGUACGUCCGUCUAGGGCGGCCCCUACCGACAUCUCCAUUCAUUUAUGCUCGAUAAAUCUCUUUCGUAAUUCUUCUUUCAUCCAUCCUCUCCAAAUGGUCCCAAAGCAACAUUCCUAACAAUAAUAUUAACUCUAUUGUACACCUAUUUUGCUAUUGUACUAUUUUGUCUCGUUCUUGUGUACUAAAUUCCUAACUUGAAAGAAAGUAACAAAACAGUCUAAUAGUUGAAAUAGGUUUGAAGGUUUUAGUUUUUAAUGAAUAAAUGCAUUUAUUUUUAUUAGGUCUCCCAACAAUGGUUAACAUUUAACUGUAUUAGUGUAAUACAGUUAAAUGUUAAGAUGUUAAGACUAGUGUCUAAUUAUAAUUAAUCAUAUUCGAGUGAUGGCGGUAGGCUCGCCUGUUGUUAUUUGACUCGAAUUGCUCGGCGAAAUGUGUAAUAUUAUGUUCACCAUAACGGCAGUUGAUUAACGCCUAUAAUAUAUAUGUAUAUAUGUAUAUAUAUAUAUAUAUAUAUAUAUAUAUAUAUCUUAUCAUCUUGCUACCCUUAUCCCAAUUAUUAUUUGGGGUCGGCGUAAUAUGGUUUUAUCCAUAUUACAAAAGGAUUUAGCUUAUAGUUUUAUGACCGGCCGCCUGCCUGACGUCAACCCUCUUUGGGAUAUAUAUAUAUAUAUAUAUAUAUAUAUAUAUAUAUAUAUUACUUUUGUUUAAAAUAACAUAAUAAAGUAUAAUUUUCAGUAAAAACCACUUUUGACCAACCUGUUCAGUCAAAAGUACUUUUGACUGGUUAAGAGUUCUAUUUAACAGUAGAAUCAUAAUAAUUACUAAUUGUGGCUGCCAACACGCCUGCCAAGCGUGGCAACCACUGACAAAACCCCCCACGGGGAUGGCUUAUGUUCAGCAGUGGACAUUAACGGCUGACAUGACGAUAGUACGGAUGUAUUAUUUCUUCUUUGUAUUAUUUCUUCUUUCUCUUCUUUUCUCUUCUUUUGUAUUAUUUCUUCUUUCUCGUUAUUGUCUAUGACCAAAAGUGAGCAUUUUAAUUUGGUGUUUGUAAUUGACAAAUAGUUGUGAUAAAUUAGCAUAAUAAGUACUUAUAUAUUUAGUUUUUUUUUUUUUUGGAUGAUAAUGAAAUGGUAACCCCGCCUGCGCUAACGGGAUACGCUGGCGGAGCACCAGUGAAGGGUGAUAGAUGAGAAUGAAUGAUUACUCUCGUGAUCCUAGUAGUCCAAGACCGCAAUUUGCUUUUUUCAUCACCUAUCAUCCCUCACUGGUGGCGCGCUAGCGCAUACUGUUAGCGUAGGCGAGGUUACCAUUCCAUUAUCACCCAUUAAAAAAAAUAUAAUACCCCUAAUUAUAAAGUUCUCCUGUUGAAAUUAAGCGCGUUCUUUUAAAAUAAGUUGGUGUAUUUCUAGUCGUAAUUUGGAAAUUAAAUUCUAAAUUGUUCACAUGAAAGUAUUACGUGAUUAUGUAUUUAUUAGUUUUAUAUUUAUUUAUAUUAGUACAAAAAAAAUGUAGUUACUAUUGAAUUUAAUAAACAAUAAAAUUGAGUGAAACUGUA
Molecule: messenger RNA, 4832 nt
Organism: Galleria mellonella (greater wax moth)
Lineage: Eukaryota; Metazoa; Arthropoda; Insecta; Lepidoptera; Pyralidae
Product: ribosomal protein S6 kinase-like 1
Biological process (GO): protein phosphorylation
Molecular function (GO): phosphatidylinositol binding; protein kinase activity; ATP binding
Source: RefSeq, a predicted model, not a curated record